This is a messenger RNA of Closterium sp. NIES-65, 1223 nucleotides long. Lineage: Eukaryota; Viridiplantae; Streptophyta; Zygnematophyceae; Desmidiales; Closteriaceae. The record is from the annotation of a GenBank genome assembly.
AUGCAGCGACACCUACCUGUGCUCAUGCUGCUGCUGUCCCUGGCGCUUCUGCCUAGCGAAUUGCCGUCUCAUGCAUCCGCUCUACCGCGCACGUGCGGAGUGGCGGAGCAGGGGGAGGCUGCAGCUGGCGGAGAGGCGGGAAAUUCCGGCGCAAGCGCAGGGAUAGCGCACGUGUGCGAUGCGCGCGAAGCGGGAAUGCCGGGGAAGGAGGGCGGCGCGGGGGACGAUGAAGGCGGAGAUAGUGAAGCGGUAGAGAGCGAUUAUAAGGAGUAUCUUGACACCUUGGACGAAGCAGAGCGGCAGAUGGAGGCGGGGGAAUGGGCGCAGGCGGAGGAGCUGUUCUCGCGCGUGGCGCACGUGGGGGAGGGGAGGGGGAGCGCGGAUUCAACAGCGGAGUGCGCAGGGGCGUCGGGGGGAAAGGGGGAGUUGGCAGUGCGGGAGCGCAUGCUGCAGGGGCGGGGGUGGGCGCGCACCCUGAUGCAGUCAUACGCGCUGGCGGAGAGAGACCUGCGCGAGGGCGUGCGCAGGUUCCCAGGCAACGUGCGCAUGUGGGAGUGCCUGGGGUCGCUGCACUUCGACAUGGGCCUCAUGCCGCAGGUGGGGUGGGGGGCCACGUACGUGUGUGUCUUUUUGUGUGCGAGGGGGAGUGCGGCGUGUGAUAGUGAACGCAUACGACGACUUCUCACAAGUGCUCGCGCUGCACCCCAACCACAUCGAUGCUCUCCGAUGGCGAGGCAAGCUGCCCCUUUCAAUUUCUCCCUCACUCACCCCUCGCACCAUCACCCACCCCUCUUCCCCCCCUCACCACGACCACCACUGCAGCACGCCGUUCUCCCUGUCACACUAAACCACAUCCCUCCUGGCCCUCCAUCACAUUCACUUCUAGCACGGCUGGCAGCGCACAGGCUGAGGCGGCACCCAGAGGCCAUAGCGGACCUGAGAGCUGUGCUGCGCGCCGAGCCCAUGGACUCCUUCCUCCUCAAAACCGUGGCCCUAUCAUACACGUGCAUGGGGCAGUACCGCGAGUCGCUGGCGGUGUGGCAGGAGGCGGUGGAGCGGCAUGCGGGCAUGGCGGAGAUGUGGGAGGAGAAGGGCAGCGUGCACCGCAUUCUCGGCGAGGACGCCCCCGCCAUGCUCUGCCUGCUCACCGCCCUGCGCCUCCGCAGCUCACUGGCAGCGUAUCGAAACAUAGUGGCGCUCAGGAGAGGCCUGGGUGACUACAG